This is a messenger RNA of Scatophagus argus, 5342 nucleotides long. RefSeq names its product nectin cell adhesion molecule 3b (gene nectin3b). Gene Ontology annotation, cellular component: adherens junction; apical junction complex. Bases 140 to 1852 code for a protein of 570 amino acids. The transcript is spliced from 6 exons. The record is from RefSeq and is a predicted model, not a curated record. NCBI's taxonomy places the organism in Eukaryota, Metazoa, Chordata, Actinopteri, Scatophagidae. Gene Ontology annotation, biological process: homophilic cell-cell adhesion; heterophilic cell-cell adhesion.
CUCCGUGCUGAAUAGAUGGUACAGUCCACAUCCAGUUCGGAGUUGUUGCUGAGGAGGUUCCUCCGUUCAGCACAUACCGUUAAAUUGGCAUGCAGCCUACUCUUGGAUCGUGUAGCAGGAGACUGCACUGCUUUUGAAAAUGUUACCGCCUCCUUACCGGAGUUACCUCGGACAGCAGGGCAGGGUCGCCUUAUUUCACCUUUUGUGCAGUAUUACAGGUGUGUGCUGCAGCCAGGUGGUGGUACCUCAGAGGGUGAAUGCUGUGCUGGGAAAGAAUGUGACAUUAGAGUGUGGCGUGGAAGUGGGUGCAAACCUCACUCUUACUCAGAGUUCCUGGGAGCGCCGUCUCCCUACAGGCUCUGUCACAGUGGCUGUCUACAACCCACUGUUUGGCAUCUCCAUCCCCCCGGAGUUUCUCCAUCGCUUAUAUUUUCGCUCACCCUCCUCUCACGAUGCCACCAUCAUACUGGAAAAUGUGGGCUUUUCUGAUGUCGGGGUCUAUACCUGUAAGGUUGCAACAUUUCCUCUGGGAAACACUCAAGCCACAACUACUGUCAAUGUACUAGUGGAGCCGAAGGUCUACGUGUCUGCGGGUUCAACUCCCCUGAUCGAUGGGGGCAAUGAUACUGUGGUGGCCACCUGCAUUGCUGAGCGGGCCCGACCCCCUGCUGAGGUGUCCUGGGAGUCCAACCUUUUUGGACAGUCAGAAGUGCAGCUAUUUGACGAAGUCAACGGCACGACCAGCACACAAGUGCGCUACCUCUGGCAGCCCACACGUCACAUUCAAGGCCACACACUGACCUGUGUGGUCCGCCACCCAGCUCUGCAGAGUGACUUCAGAAUCCCCUACCAGCUCAAUGUCCAGUUUGCUCCUGAUAUCUCAGUUGUGGGCUAUGAUGGAGACUGGUAUGUAGGGCGGGAAAAUGUUCAAAUGACAUGCAAAGCCAACGCAAACCCACCGGCUCAUCACUUCAGAUGGAUCAGAUUGGACAGUGAAAUGCCAGAAGGGGUGGAAAUUGUGAACAGCACUUUGCUCUUCCUGCGUCCCCUCCAGCGGAAUGACUCUGGAGUUUACAGGUGUGAGGUUGCCAAUGACAUCAACCUCCGCAGUCGGGAUGUGCGCAUUCUCAUACAAGAUCCUCCCACCAUGCCCUCCACCAUUACUGCUCCUGUUCUAACUGGCUUUGCCUCCUCCACCUUAGUGGAUGAAAAGCGCCAUGUCCUCUUCAGCUCUCCCACACUUGAAGCCUUACCUGAGAGUAAUCUUGGCUCCAUAGUGGGUGGUGCUGUGGGGGGGGCCUUGUUCCUGCUACUGCUGCUGUCUCUGGUUGGCGUGUGUUACCUCCAGAAACAGCAAACCUUCCACGGGAACUACUACACCAAGCAGUACCUGGGCACCAAUGACCUCCAGAAAGCCCAGACGCAGCAUGAGCUCCGCCCUACCAAAGCUGGCAGCAGCUCCCAGCAUCAGGACCACGACAGAGAGGAGUGGGGCGACCGCCAGCUCAAACAUGAGCGUGACCGGCGUCACCAUAGCAACUACAACGGAGAGGAAUAUCCCUCUAAUGGUUACACCAGAGCUAUGCGGGAGAGUAGUCACCACAGCCAUCAGCAGAAUCAUCAUCGUGAACACACACAGCGGGAACACACACAGCGUGAACUCACACAGCGUGAACUCACACAGUAUUCUAGUCCACGGCAGGUGAGAUGUGCCAGAUACCCUCAUUCACCUAAACCACAGGGAAACGGCUCCCCCUACAUGUCAGAUGACUGCUACGAUAGCGGGCCUGAGGGUGACUAUGUCUCUCACACAGACGGGUCCGUCAUCUCACGUAGGGAGUGGUACGUUUGACAAGUUACCUGGUCCUGCAGGAGCAGAUGUACGACAGAAACCAGAGUGUUUCAUUAAUUAAUUUAGGUUCCCUACAUAGUUCCCUUGUUUUGUCCAAGUGUCCUGGUCGACACUUGAGAUGUACUUUUUCUGUUCCUGAUGUGGACAAACUGUGGACUGCACAGCCACUUUGACAGUCAACACCUUCAUGCCUACAGAAGUGGCCGUGUCACUAAAUUGUGGGUGUGUGUAUAGACUAACUAAAGAUCUCGAUCUCUGUUCUGUCUCUGUCUUACUACGUGGACUGCCAGGUUAUUUAGCAUUACUAAUGUCUUUCAGUUGAGUGGAAGCCCUGGGGGCUCUGUUUCACUUGCUCAUUUGUGUAGAUAUUAUAUCCACUCAUAUGUGUAGAUAUUGCUCGUGCUAAUUUGUCAGACCUUAAAAGAUCUGACCACCUGAAUACAACAGGAAGUAAAUCUAUGAAAUUCAGAUGGUCACAGGUCCUUUUCCAUAAUUCAGCAUAACAGAGCUGAGGCAUAUAGGCUAAUUUUUUUUGUUUGUUUCUUUAAAAGAAAAAAAAAAACUUAUCUCACUGAGAAAUCCUUCAUGGCUGAUGAUACACACACUAAUUUAUGGUCAUAAGAUGUAUUGCACUGCCUUUUGCAAAACCUAGAUUAGAUUAGUUUCUUACUAAAAUCCUUCCCUUUAUGUAACUUGCUAUUAUGGGAGACUUGUGAUCUUGAGGACUUGACCACUGAUGUCCAAGCAAUGACCUUUUAAACCUGAGGGCCUAGAGUGUGAACCUUCUACUGUAUAUCCUCAGCUAAUCUUUGAUCCCCAGGAGGGAUGAAGAGAGAAAACAGGGAGUCCUGCACGAAUGUGGAACAGUUCACUCUAACAAUAGGCUGGGUUCACCAAACAGUCAAGCCUUGAUAUGCAAACAUGUUACAAAAUUCUGCAAGUUUAAAUAAGCUGUUCCUUCUACAUUUCUCAGAUUUAUAGUUUUAGGGAAGGGUUUCAGGUUAGUUGUCCUCUUAGUGUCAGCCAAGAACACAUUAUCCUGCUGUCGACCAGAUUAUAAAAGAUGUGUUUUGAGAAUUUGCACUCUGGCACCAAACCAGGGCUCUUGGAAGUUCAAGAGGGCCUACAGCAGGGGCAUUGUUUUAAAGCAGGCUACUGUAUGGCAGCCACCAUACUGUGGCCUCCCAGUCACAAACUGUUUUGUUUCACCAUGAACAAUAAUUCUUUAGUUCAGCCAGUAUAGCCGACCACCAGUAGUGUCAGUAAUCUGAAGAAACAAGACAUGACUGUGUCAGGAUAUGAGGCGUUAACAGCCUUAGUGUGUGCAACCACACACUCUAAUCAUGUUCACAGUUUUUUGGGUUUUUUUUGUUUUGUUUUGUUUUUUUAAUAUAGCAUGUGUUAUUAUUCCCACCAGUACUUCUGCAGUAAAACAUCCAGAAUGUGUUGGAUUUACGGUCACUGUUGGCUUUGGUUCUCAAAAACUACUCUCAGCAUUAUAUCCUCUGCCUGUCAGAGGGGGCAAACAAUAUUUUGUUAUACUGAUCAUUAAUCUUUCAAUCAUAAUUAUUUUUUGAGUAGUUAUAAAAUAAUACACACUUUUUUAUACACUUAAAAAACAAUUUCAGAGUGGAUUUAUAAUGUUCAUUUGGGACACGCAAAGUGCUGUACCAGGGAAGAUGUGUGUUAUCAUAGAAUUAAAGAUAAAUUUCAGUUUUUGUAUGUGGUCAGGUACACACAGAGAAAAUCAUAUGUAUCUUGGCACAUGCACGGCUAUUUACCAGACUGCAUGGAGGAGAUCCAACAAUGUCUUUCAUGUACACUAGUGUUUGUGAAUACAUGCCAACUUUAGUAGUAUGGUCACCUAUACAAUAUUUGUUGCCAGAUGCCAAAUGUUUGUUUAACUUGUAUGUAUAAAAAUGAUGAUGACAGUGUCUCACAUAAGUAUUGCUGACUAACAACUGAUUAUAAGCUUAUAUAAAUGACUAACCUAUCACUGUUGUAUACAGGGUCUUGUAGCCUGAAUAGAAGAGAAAAGAUGCUUUAGGCCAAGUUAAUAUUACAGAAACAGUUGUCGGAAUGGGAAUUAGUUAUAUUGUUAUAAACCUUCACUAAUUAUUGGUCAUGGUGUGAAUUUCGUGCCGUGAAUAGGCUGCGAUUCUCAUAGUGAGAUUUGAUAAUGUGUCACUGUUACUUGCAGCAGAGAAUAUGACCCCCUAGACUGUAAUUCGUGUAGUUUCCACUGUCCUUUCAAAUGCUGUUGCAGUGCACUAGAACUAGCUUUUCUCCAUAAACAGAAGCUUCCCUUUCUAAUAACUACAAAUUUCACUCAAAUUACAUUAACAUAAUGCCUCACUUCCCAAAAGUGAUGUAGUGAUUUCUGCUGUAGUACCUCCUGCUGAAAACGUUUUCUUUGCUAGAAUGUAGUUGAGUGCUGAAAGUUUUAUACCCAAAGCAGCCAGAACAAAGGCUCUGUAAAGAUAUCUUCCUGUAAAAUUGCUUUUCUCAAUGUCAUGAGCUCCAGAAAGAAACUUCAAUCCAUCUUUAUCCAAAGGUUGAAAUCUGAGAGACGGAUAUCUCAAGACCUGGGAUAAUAAAUCCAAAAGGAUCCUGAAUGAUACAGUUGGCAAUUUGUGAACCACAAAACCUCGUUUAGAUCACUGAAAAGUAAGGUUUUGAGGAUGUGUCACUGACACCUACUUAUCCUGCCUUUCUGGUCACUAUCACCUAAGUGUAGAGAAUAACAGGAAGUAGCAGCCUGACCCCCUUCUUGUGUUUUCUUCUAUGCACUAAGACGGAAAUUCCACUAAUCAAUAUACUAUUUUUGCUUGACUUGUGAGUUUUCAGCCCUGCACCUGGCUUAAUGAAGUUCUUUUGUACUGUAACAUUUUGUACAGAGUCCAGUCAUCAAUAUCUUUACCUUGAGAAACGUCUUUCACUUUGGAUUGAGAAAUACAGCUAGUGCCUUAGAUACUUAGAAGAAGAAGUUUUUUCUUAUUAUUGUUUACUUAUGGAUGUAAGAACCUGUUUUGUUGCUCUGUGAGAUUUAUCUGUUGCCUGUUUGUAUUGAUUUUCACUGCAUACUGUGCAUUAGGACUCCAUAGUGCCAUAUUCAUUUUUCUGCCCCUGUCACCACAACAGUUAAAUGACACAGUAUAUUUGCAAACCUAGAGGCAUUAAAACACACACAAAAGGCAAAGUUUGAAUGAGUUUUGGUGUAAAAAUGAGUUAAAUGAUCUCUACUUCACAGGUAUCUGUCAGCGCUUUUGGUUUCUGUAGAAUCACUGUUGUUCAAAGGAGUGAAGAAUGAGCUUCACUCUCACAUUGUCAAUGAAAAGCACCUUGUGGUCAUGUUUGUUUCUGUAUAUACUAGAGAACACAUAAGUUUCUGGAAGGGAAAAAAAUAUUUAUGUCCAUGACAAAAAUGGAGCAUUAUUUUGUCAAUUUUUUUGAGAUACUUUAGUUCAAUAAAGCACCUUAGCACCUGUGA